This is a messenger RNA of Fusarium subglutinans, 1818 nucleotides long. RefSeq names its product heterokaryon incompatibility protein. Lineage: Eukaryota; Fungi; Ascomycota; Sordariomycetes; Hypocreales; Nectriaceae. The transcript has a single exon. The record is from RefSeq and is a predicted model, not a curated record. The coding region runs from base 1 to 1818 and encodes 605 amino acids.
AUGUAUUCGGAUAUCAAGUACGCCCAACUUGAGGAUCCUGACCAUUGGAUCAGACUCAUCAAACUAGAACCGUCUCCUUCGGAAUCCAUUUCUGAAACCGAAAUACCGGAUCUCCUGGUGUGCAAUAUCGAGGAAUAUAUCCGCGGCGACUCUCCGCCAUACACAGCCUUGUCAUACGUCUGGGAAUCUCCAGACAGCCCCAAAAGGCGUAUUAGCAUUGGUGGGACGACAAUAGACAUCAGCUCAACCGUCGAGAAUGCCCUUCGGCGCCUACGAUUUCGUAAAAAGCCUCGAUGGCUUUGGGUCGAUCAGCUAUGCAUCAAUCAAACAAACGAGGUCGAGAAGAGCCAUCAAGUCCACCAAAUGCACCAUAUCUACAGGGAGGCAGAUCAGGUGAUCGCAUGGUUGGGUAAUGGUGAUGAGAGUAGCGAUCUCAUAUGCCGCUUGAUGCGUGAUACAGGCCGAGCCCUGCGCUCCAACGACCUUGAAGCUUUGCAGAAGCUCUACUCUGGUAACGCGAAGGAAGGCUCUAUUGAUCUGGAAGCUGCCAAAGCGGCAUUCCACGGUUAUUGUCAGCGGCGCUAUUGGCAACGCCUGUGGAUCAUGCAGGAAUUUGCCGUUGGUCGGCGUAUUGCUAUUGCCUGCGGUGACUGGAUUGUGAAGUCCGACCUCGUAGAGCAAUCUAUGGAUGCCUCGAGUAUUGUUCAGCGUCGUGCGCGAAAGAAGCCAGCUGAUGGGCUUGAGAUACUGAUUCGGAACCUGGAUUAUGUCUACUCUACUCCACUCAACACCUAUGUUUAUAGCUUGUUUACAAGAAGGUGGCACUAUGUCUAUACCCCCGAUGGAGAAAGCCCAUGGGGCCAGCCCCUUCUACAGGUCGUCGCGGUAUCGCUCACUCUGGAAACCGACUACAACGUUGUCCACGCAACUGACCCGCGCGAUCGUAUUUUUGCUUUGCUAAACCUGACUGGAGAUAGGGACCACUUUGACUUGUUCCCAGACUACUCUAUGACAGUCGAAGAGGUGUACAGAGAAACAGCCUGCAAGAUCUUAGAACAAGGUACUAUUGAUGUUCUCAUGUACUGCCAAAGGCCCAGGAAGCUUGUCACGCUGCCAAGUUGGGUACCGGAUUGGAGUAUGGAUGUUCUUCAUCCAAAUGCACAGCCUGCGUGGGAUACCCCCUUCCAAGCAUCAGGCACAUAUACCGCGAUACCGAGAUUUCCCCACUUCGAUACAGCGACAUUUGAGGGUAUCUAUGUGGACAAAGCUCAAGAGAUUGGGGCCACUUGGGACCCAAACUGGUUGAAGCCCAUCAACCAGACCGCAGUCAAACAAUGGCUCAAAAGCAUCAGGAGAUUUUGCGACAGCUCCCCUAGAAUUAGGGUCGGAGAAGAGCGUUUGGAUGCUGCUCGCAUUGGGAUCCUUGAUGGCACCACUUGGUUCUCUACAGUACCUUAUCAGGGCUGGGGAUCCCGAUGUGCAGAAGACGUCGAGAAUCUUCAGCGUCUUGAAACAGAGGAAGGAGAGAAAGAUGAAGAUGCUUCGUCUGCAGAGGAUUCUUUCUAUGCGUCCGCUCUUAUGCGGAUGCACACGAGACGUGCCUUUAUGACUUCCACAGGCUUUGUUGGGGUUGGUCCACUUGAUAUGCAGCCAGGAGAUGAAGUCUGUAUUCUGUUGGGAGGGAAAGUACCCUACCUAUUACGAACUCAGGAUGACGAAUCAUAUACGCUUAUCGGAGAGGCAUACGUGCACGGAAUCAUGCACGGGGAACUCUUCAAAGGUGGUCCUAGAAACAUUCGAAAUUUUGAUGUAAAGUAG